AUGCUCAUCCGCGGUCGGCCUCGCUUGAGCAGUCUGCCUUCCGGAGCGACCACGCCGGUGCGCGAGUGGGUGCAGAACCCGCUCCGAUGCCAUCUGGCCGGCGCGCACGCAACGGGUCGGACGGAAGGGAAGGUCAUCAAGGCUCCGGACCCCGCCUGUCCCCUUCGCGGCUGGCCUCGCCUCGGCAGCCUGCUUUUCCCUGGCGGCUGCGUCGAGGCGCGCGGUGGUGCAGGCCCCACUCCGAUGCCUCCCUGUGGGUGGCGGCGCCCACACGGCGCGGCCUCCGAGGAGGCGGCGAGGCUUCCGAGGAGGCAGGGGGGCUUCCCUCAGAAGCCCGCCCAGCUGCUAAGCAUCCUUCUUCGAAGCUUCCAGGGCUCUCUCAGCAGCCCCUCCGCCUGCCAAGGAGCUCCUUUUCCGCCUUCUCAGAUGGCCGCCCCCAUCGCGCCGGCCCCUCUGUUGACGCUGACAAAUCUGGUCGGCCCGUGA
Molecule: messenger RNA, 486 nt
Organism: Prorocentrum cordatum
Lineage: Eukaryota; Dinophyceae; Prorocentrales; Prorocentraceae
Source: the annotation of a GenBank genome assembly